ACCAGCUGUAUCUAAUUAGUAAAUCAAGCUGGUGGCUGCAAAAAAAAAUGUAAAAGGAGGAGAUGAGUUGGGGAACGUUAUAGUCAUGAAGUUGGCAUAACUGCAGACAUGUGUGUAGCACUGGUGGUCUUGCUCAGUAUUGCUGUGCUCCAUUCUGCAUCAGCUGGAGGUGCUUAUUGUUCUAAAACUGCAGCAGCCCGUGCAGCUGCUUUGGGUUUGGAGUAUCCUGGACACCAUGGUGCCCCUGAUCUUUCUGGAGUUCAUAUGAUUUACCCCAGAAGCUUCAACUACGAAGUGGCUACAGCUGACCCUGACUGGACUUUCUACCAACAAGGUCUGCCAAGAGGAAGGUCUUCUAUGGACAACAUUUACCCCAGAAGCUCCAGUGGGUUCCAUUUGGGCCAUGGGAUGUAUCCACAAGUCCCAAGUGACUACACCCCAGACCGCAUGCUCAGCUUUCCUGAAGCGACGCUAUCCGACUACCCUGGGCCCCAUUUUAGGGAGGUCAAGCAUGUUGCCCCACCAGCACAAGGCUCAUCCUUUGGGCAGCCUGAGCUGACGUUUUGGGCUCCUCGAGGUUACAGCCAGCCGCAAGCGCAUGUCUACAGCAAGCAGCCCCUUGCUGUUGAUGAAAUCGGCCCAAUUGGAUAUGACAUGUCUCUGGGUGGACUGGGCCAACCCCGGAGUGCAGGACACGCAGUUGACCAAAGUGAUUUCGCUGACGCUGGUUUUGAAAGUGAUGUUGUGGAACCUCGAGGAUUCCGUAACUUAAAGAAGAUCAGACAUCUUCCAGCUGCUUGGAAGUUUCUGAAAGGUCCUGUUCAGCAUGUGUUUAAAAACUUCUAUUCUCAGCCAUUUGUCUAUGGUAAAGCUCAUGUUAAGAGAAUGUAGUUGUCAGUUUGUCUCAUGACCUAAAAGGCUUUGAUUAUUGGAUUAUGAAAGUUGAGGUAAUUUACUGGUUCUUCAAGUGUAACUCAAAGGUCCAAAUAAACUUGACUGUUUCAAACUCGG
Oryzias melastigma (Indian medaka) is the source of this 1011-nucleotide messenger RNA. RefSeq lists its product as uncharacterized. The coding region runs from base 109 to 891 and encodes 260 amino acids. NCBI's taxonomy places the organism in Eukaryota, Metazoa, Chordata, Actinopteri, Beloniformes, Adrianichthyidae. The record is from RefSeq and is a predicted model, not a curated record. The transcript is spliced from 3 exons.